Messenger RNA from Pundamilia nyererei, 2551 nucleotides. Its product is annotated as protein cordon-bleu-like. Gene Ontology annotation, molecular function: actin monomer binding. Lineage: Eukaryota; Metazoa; Chordata; Actinopteri; Cichliformes; Cichlidae. The record is from RefSeq and is a predicted model, not a curated record. The transcript has 11 exons. Bases 282 to 2294 code for a protein of 670 amino acids.
UCCUUCUCUCCUCCCAUCACUUAACAAUACAGAGGAGAAACCUGAAAGAGAAUGGGACCAAUGUCUGGACACAGAUCUUGUGCGUCCCCGUGACUUCCUCUGAGGUUCACAGAGAUGAGCGAGGAGGUGGGUCCACUGCAAAGAGACCAUUUGCUGUCCGUGGUUCUGCCAGGUGGGCUGGAGAAGAGUGUCACAGUGCAUGGAAGAGCAACAUAAGUUUCAAACCAAACUCUACUAUUGGCUCGGUAGAAGCUGAGAAGAUUGUGCUGAAGCCCAAAGGGAUGGAGGAAAAGCUCAAGGGGCCAUACGUGCCUGAGGCAACAAUACGUCUGUUGAUCAACUACAAUAAAUCCCAUAAGACUGUGGUGCGAGUCGAUCCCAAACUGCCGCUGCAGAUGCUGCUGCCGUUGGUGUGUGACAAGUGUGAGUUUAAAGUAGAAACAACCAUAUUACUGAAAGACUCUCAGUCCAAAGAGCUGCUGGACCUGACUAAGAGCUUAAAUGACCACGGACUCAGGGAAGUGUUUGCCAAAGACACAGGGGGUAAAGACCUCACUGACCAUCAUCAGCCCAAGACAGCAGAAACAGCAGAAGUCAUCUCACUUCCACUGCAAGACCUGCCAAAAAAGGAGAAGAAAUGGAAGGAAAAGAAAGGAUUCUUCAGCUUAUUUAGAAGAAGGAAGAAGAAACACGAAAUGCAGGGCGCAGUAAGUGCUCCUGCUUCUCCAGGACCCAGGAAACAAGCGGUACUCCGUAUGAAUUCGGAGAGCAUUUCAUCUUCCAACACCUUGCCUAUAGAAAAGCCCAAGAAGAGGCAAGCCCCCCCGCCACCAGUUGCUGUUUCUCAGAGUGUCAGUAACUUCAGCACCUGCAAUUUAGGAGGAGCACAGAGCUCUGAAGGAUCUACCUUAAGAAGUACCAAGAGGAGGGCCCCACCACCUCCCUGUGCAAACACACUCCAGGAGCUGCUGACAGAUACUAAAGACUCUGUGCCAUCCCAAGGAGAAACUGUCAAGUCCCUGAACACUCCGGAGGAACUAAAAGAAAGUGAUGAGUCAGAGUGUGUAAACAGAUCACCAUCUUCACUGGCACGCCCUUUACAGCCAAAGUCAGGAUCAUCCUCCUUACAGCAAUCACUGGCUCAUCUCCACGAAGUGGCUGAUCCCUAUCUGCCUAUGUUACGAGGCAAAGACUUCUCCAGCGCCCGCUGCAACCUUGCCAAAGUCCUGAUGUCUUCUGUUUCUAGAGAAACACUGGUCAGACGUUUGAAGAACUCUGCCACUUUCCCCAAAUUUCAAAAUGGCUCCUCCUUUACCCCCAUGACCCCAAGGUGUCCGAAUAGUGAAGUUUUCUGCACAGAUGUUGAAUCCGCUUUCAAAUCUAACCUUCCAACUGAGAGUGAAUGGGAGUAUCCAGCUGAGAAGAGGGGGAUGACCACAUUUAAAGUUAUCCCUCUGAAGAAAACACAAGAUCUUACCGGAGAUCUUCCAGACCAGUGCUGUAUAUCACCUAAAGAUACCCCAGAGAGCAAAACGUCUCAUGAGGUUGGGAAUAAUCAAGUAGAUACUGAUGAGAAACGAUAUUCACCAGACACAUCGGGGAGUGAAAAUCCUGCACCCAGUCCGGAUACCUCCUCUCAGCAGAUUCAGCUUCCUGACAACCUGGCUUCUCCUCCACUUCUGCAUGAUUUAACUGAUCAGAACUUACCCAGUCCACCUCUGUCGGAGGCUAGGGACACCUCUGAAAAGGAGAGGGAAGAGGUGGGCUAUGAGGUCACAUCAGAGGUGAUUUCAGGGUGCAGUUAUGGAGAGGUUAAUACUGAAGAUCACAUCCACUCAGAACCUCAGAAGGAAUUUGUCGAUAAUUCCAGCGCAGACACGUGCGCCGAUGAGACGAAAGCUGAGGAGGAAGUGGUGCAAGAAGAAGAGGAGAAGGAGGAGGGCAGUUUCCCUCCACCUCCUCCACCUGUCUUUUUCAAUGAAGACAUAGCAAUAAUGGAGAAUGAAAGAGAGGAUACUACAUCCCCCUCUUUGCUGCCCUCCCAAAUAUCAAGCCCUACAGUUGCCCUGAAUGGGCAAAUUAAUGUAUUCAGGGAGACCCUUCAAGACAAGCCUACUUCACCUAGGCCUGAACAGAACAGUCUGGAAAAGAAGAGUGCAGCCCCUUCCAGAUUUGCUCAGGCAGUAGCAAUAGCUGUCCAGAGAUCUCAAUGCAGUAAAGGUCCUCAAAUUUCCAGUGGUGCACAUGGUUUGCUUCCAUCACCACCUCGGUCCACAUAUCAGUAUGGUGCCUGACCUGCUUCCUCUCAGAUGUUUGAAUGAAAGUCCUGGUUCACAGUUGGGCCUGACUGUGGACACCAGACUGAAUAAUUUCUAAGAACAUCAUCAGUUUUUAUUCUUUUCUUUUUAAGGUUUGUGCUCACUGUCAAAUGUCUGAUUUGUUACAAAAUGAUUUAUAUACAUGUUGAGCAUAAACAUUUUCUGUUAUGAAGAAGGCCAAAUUCAUAGGACAUGAGGGAAAAUGUCCUGUGUGGGGUUUUUUUUUUUUUUUU